CUUUACGCUGACAUUUGCGAAAUUUAAUACACCACAAUCACAAUUAUUCAUUGUGAAUUGAGUGUAAUCUCUGUAUCACAUUCUACGAAUCCUCCCGUCUCAACAAAAUCAUGUGUCCCGACCGUCCCGAUUAAACACAACGGAUUAUUCACCUCAAAUCAGUGUUUUGUGCUCGCAAAUAAAUAUUAUCAGUUAUUAUUUGCACUUAACCUAUACAAGCUUUGUCUGACAGCAAGAUACGCAUUUGCAAUCGGUGUUUUUAAGCGGAUGCAAGGAAGAAAACAGUGCAGUGUUUACCAUUCAAUGAGAGUAUGUACGCGGUAGAAUGAGCGAUAAUGAAUUUGUCGCUCAGCGAUAGCACCGGAGCGCGUCAGCGAUGCCGGCAAUGGACGCCCCUUAUCACCCAACAGCUGAGAUUGAGACAUCUGUACCGGAUUAUUGCGUAUAAUCUGGCAAACAGUAACACGACAGAUGGAUUUCACUAUACAUUGCAUUCGACUGCGAUGUCGGCGCCUUUUUAUACCAGUGAAGUGAUAUGCAAUUCUAAUCCAAAAUGGGGAGAAAUUGAUUUGAAUGAUUUGCCAAUACUUGCAUGCACAGGUUUUGUCCUGAGGAUAUGGCAAUCAUCAGAAAUUCAAAUCACCUGGGGAAUCCACCUCUCCGGCUUGGUUUUCCUCGGCAACACGCUUUCGGACAUCCGCCCGGAGCUUUUCCUCCCGAAUACUGUGAUAUUCCACAUGCGCGGCGGUUUCUUCACGAGCUGCAAGCAGUUGAAGUCAGAUCUGUCCCGCCCGCUGCCCUGCAUAGACUCGCUCAACCUGCUGAGCACCGAAAGCGACACCAAAGUGUAUAAAUUAGCGCGCAUUAAAAUGCCACUCACCGAAAUACGCAAUUCAUAUUCACUCGCCAAGCUUAAACAACUACAGGCGAUGCAGAUUAGUAUACGCAAUCGAAAUUUGAACGUCUACGCAGUACGCGAGAAAAUCAACGCUAGGUUGAACCCUGCUGUGCCGAAACACGAAGCGCAUGCGCCUGAAACUAGUGGAAAUGUCCGAUACGAACCGCAAUUGUUAACGAUGACACAUUUAAAUAAAAUGUUACAGGAUAAACCAACAAGAGUUCAACGUAGUGAGAUAAUAAAACUGCAGAAAGAAAUUGAAGUAUCACGUUUGAAAAAUAGGAUACUCCAACAAGAACGUGAUAGAAAAAGUGGAGAGUUGAGACUGUGUAAAGAAAAGUUCAACAACCAAUGUGAUGAAAACGAGGAACGAAGUUCCCAAUUAAUGGAAGACUAUAGACAUCUAAGCAAAGAAAUCGAAAAACUCCGCGAAUGGAAAAAGGAGUAUAUACACCAAAGAGAACUGCUGCAACAACUGACGAAAAAAUUACAAGCCAGACGUCGACAACUAAUGUCCGAAUUGUUGCAAGUCUAUCCAAUAACCAACUCGAAAGAGAAAUAUUAUAUCAACGGUAUUGAGCUGCCCCACUCGGAUGUGCUCGUCGACAGCUCCGAGGCCAGUUUAUCGGUGGCGCUUGGUUACUGCAGUCAUUUGCUGAUAAUGUGCGCGUCGUUUCUGCAAAUACCACUGCGAUAUCCGAUCCGUCACUUUGGAUCACGGUCUGUUAUCGAGGACCACGUGUCGCCUUAUAAUGAUAAACACAAAGAAUUUCCGCUGUAUUCUCGUGGAAAGGAUCGUAUUCUCUUCAAUAAUGCAGUGUACCUGUUGAAUAAAAACAUUGCGCAAUAUCUGCACGCGCUGGGUUUUAAACCGCAGGUGUUGCAUACCACAUUGCCUAACCUUUUGCUUCUUCUACAAGCGAAGGAUCAGCGAGUGUCUGGUAGUGAUGUGGAAUCAUGCGCGGGUAGUCCACCUGAGGAAGCGGUUAAAAAAGUAUUGCAGCAUAGAGGUAGUCAGGAGAAUAUGUUGAGGCCGUUUCCGAAUCGGCCGCAUCAUGCCCCCGAUCCCAUUUUGGAUAGUAUAAGACAUGAGGCACAGAUGCAACGUGCGCAUAGUCCGAAACGACGCCCGCCGAGAAGUAAAAAUGCGCAGAAUCCGGGUCUUAGUCAAAUCUUAGCCAUUCCGGAAGCUGUUCUCAAUAAGCAGAUGAGUGGCAGCACUUUUCUCACUUACAUGCGGGGCGAUUUAUCGCAGUUGGAUCAGCCUAGUACAAGCAACAAUAGUGAUAGUGAAUGUUCGACGAAAUUAACAAACUGUGAUAUAAAAAAACAACCAAGCAUUGAAGAAGGCACCGAGAUGAUUCCAAGCAGCAACAUGCUAAAACUUGCCUCAAGUGCCCCGCAAACAACUGCAACACUUGCGAAUCAAAGUGAAAAUGACAAUUUUGAGAGACGUCUGAGUCGAUCAGUUGGCUCGUUUGAUGAAGAUAAAAUCAACACUACUCCGAAACAUUUACUGGAUUCGACCAGCUCUGAUCCGAUGAUUAAUGUCUCAAUUGAAACGAACAAUAGCCACGAUGUACAUUCUAAUGCCACCCCGAAUAAAGCGACAUCUCAGUAUGAGAUCCAGAAGUGGAUCGACAGCGGGCCCAAUAUGUUGGUGCAGUCUGAAGAGAAUUUAUACCCUGAUGAAUUUCUAGGCAGGACUGUGGAACAAUCUACUGAUGGCACGCAUGGGCACUUGACCUUGCGCACUGAUGCGCUUGUGCAACGCAAAUCUUUUAAUUUGGUCAAACCGAAGUUUUAAUCUAUUAUAUUUAAAUUCUUAACUGUUAUUAUUGAUGCAAGAAAGCAGGAAUGAGAGAAUUGAUUUGAAGUGUAAUCAUAUUUAUUUAUUUACAUGCAGCCGCAGGAAAAGGGAUGGAAUAUCAGAAGUAGUUCGAACAAAUACGGAUGACAUAUUGAGUAGAUCUUUAAUUCUUGCAAAAACAUGUGUAACAUAAGAGACUAUGAGUAUGUGCAAGUGAAAUAAAUAAUAUUGUUGAAUAAAUAAGAGUAUAUUAUGGA
Molecule: messenger RNA, 2965 nt
Organism: Dalotia coriaria
Lineage: Eukaryota; Metazoa; Arthropoda; Insecta; Coleoptera; Staphylinidae
Gene: Uvrag
Product: UV-resistance associated gene
Exons: 7
Coding region: 336-2705 (789 amino acids)
Biological process (GO): SNARE complex assembly
Cellular component (GO): lytic vacuole; endosome
Molecular function (GO): SNARE binding
Source: RefSeq, a predicted model, not a curated record